Argentina anserina (silverweed cinquefoil) is the source of this 1738-nucleotide messenger RNA. RefSeq names its product MLO-like protein 4. Gene Ontology annotation, biological process: defense response. The transcript is spliced from 15 exons. Gene Ontology annotation, cellular component: membrane. NCBI's taxonomy places the organism in Eukaryota, Viridiplantae, Streptophyta, Magnoliopsida, Rosales, Rosaceae. The coding region runs from base 1 to 1686 and encodes 561 amino acids. The record is from RefSeq and is a predicted model, not a curated record.
AUGGAGGGGGUGUUACAGCAACAAAGGUCAUUGGCCGAGACACCAAGUUAUUCAGUUGCUUCAGUUGUUACAGUUAUGGUCUUUGUCUGCCUUAUCGUUCAAAGGUCCAUCUACAGAUUUGGAAAGUGGCUAAAGAAGAACAGGAAGAAAGCUCUGUUUGCUUCAUUGGAGAAGAUUAAGGAAGAGCUCAUGCUACUUGGCCUUAUAUCUUUGAUGCUGGCACAAUCCGCAAGGUGGAUAUCUGAGAUAUGUGUAAACUCUUCUCUUUUCACCAGCAAGUUUUAUAUAUGUUCUGAGAAAGAUUACAGCAACUCCAACGAGAAGGCCGAGGUUGAGAGUUCUUUUUUUCCUUCCAAUGUGACUGAUAUCCCAGCAGGACUAAUCAAUCUUUCUUCCCAUCAAUGUGGUCAGGGCCAUGAACCAUUUGUUUCAUACGAGGGACUGGAGCAGCUGCACCGGUUCUUAUUUAUUCUUGGGAUCACCCAUGUCUUGUAUAGUUGUGUGGCAGUUGGUUUGGCCAUGAGCAAGAUUUACAGUUGGAGGAAAUGGGAAAAUCAAGCUGUCUUACUGGCUGAUGCGAAUUUGCAAGCAAAGAAAAACAAGGUGAUGAGACGACAGUCUACAUUCAUUUUCCAGCACACAUCUCAUCCAUGGAGCAGGCACCGGAUUCUUAUUUGGAUGCUUUGCUUCCUACGACAAUUUAGAAGUUCUGUAAAGAGAUCGGAUUACUUGGCUCUACGUUUGGGCUUCAUCACUAAGCACAGACUUCCCCAUUCUUAUAAUUUCCAUAAAUAUAUGGUUCGGAGUAUGGAAGAUGAGUUUCAGGGGAUUCUUGGUAUCAGCUGGCCACUAUGGGGUUAUGCAAUAGUGUGCAUUUUCGUAAAUGUUCAUGGUCUGAAUAUUUACUUUUGGCUUUCUUUCAUCCCUGCCAUUCUUGUCAUGCUGGUCGGAACAAAGCUCCAGCAUGUCGUCUCUUCCUUAGCACUUGAAAUAGAACAAACAGGGCCAACUGUUGGGACGCAAGUCAAGCCACGUGACGAUUUGUUUUGGUUCGGGAAGCCAGUAAUACUUCUGCGGUUGAUACAAUUCAUCAUAUUUCAGAAUGCAUUUGAGAUGGCAACAUUUCUCUGGUCCUUGUGGGGACUUAAGGAGAGAUCAUGCUUCAUGAAAAACCACAUAAUGAUAGUUAUUCGAUUGGCUUCCGGUGUUAUUGUUCAGUUCUGGUGUAGUCACAGCACAGUGCCUCUAAACGUGAUUGUUACACAGAUGGGAUCGCAGUGUAAGAAAGCACUGGUCGCGGAGAGUGUGAGAGAAUCACUCCACAGUUGGUGCAAGAGAGUAAAGGAGAGGUCUAAACACUCGCUUGCAACAAGAUCAGUUUGUUCACUGGACACAACAGUUGACGAGAGGGAUGAGAUAACAGUUGCCUCGGGCACAUUAUCUCGAAGCUCUUCGUUAGACUCCCUACAUCAAGUAACAGUGGCAUCAAUGGUGCAGCCUAAUGCCGUACUCGAAACUACGAACCCGGCGCAGCAUGAAUACUCAUUCCGGGUGGCAGAGUAUUUAGUUGAUUCGGUAAGCAUGAGUGCACCACAAUAUCCCAACACCGGCGAAAUGGAUGACGACGGCAUUAAUCGAGAAGAAGAGAGAUUUGAUACUUUGUUAGAGCUGUUUCAGAAAACAUAAAUUAGCUAAUGCACACAUCACCGGUGAAGAACAUGGUUCAGGCAAUGAAGCG